Chionomys nivalis (European snow vole) is the source of this 1227-nucleotide messenger RNA. RefSeq names its product PDZ domain-containing protein GIPC3-like. The transcript has 6 exons. Bases 150 to 1043 code for a protein of 297 amino acids. Gene Ontology annotation, molecular function: protein binding. The record is from RefSeq and is a predicted model, not a curated record. NCBI's taxonomy places the organism in Eukaryota, Metazoa, Chordata, Mammalia, Rodentia, Cricetidae.
UGUUCGCGGGUCCCCAGGGAGCUGCGCGUCUGGUCCCCGCGCGGUUUCACCUUCCCGCGGGCGGCUCAAGUUCCCGGAUCCGCUUACGCCCGGCUCGGCUGUCGCCGGCCCGGGGCGGGAGGCGCAGGACGCGGCGGACCCCGCGCGCCAUGGACAGCGCUGCGCCCCGCGAGCCCGGGGCCACCGAGCCCCCCGCCCGCGCGCGCCCGCGCCUGGUGUUCCGCACGCAGCUGGCGCACGGCAGCCCCACGGGCAGGAUCGAGGGCUUCACCAACGUCCGCGAGCUCUAUGCCAAGAUCGCCGAGGCCUUCGGCAUUGCGCCCACAGAGAUCCUGUUCUGUACCCUCAAUAGUCACAAAGUGGACAUGCAGAAGUUGCUUGGGGGGCAGAUCGGACUGGAAGACUUCAUCUUUGCACACGUGCGUGGAGAGACCAAAGAGGUGGAGGUCACCAAAACAGAGGAUGCUCUAGGACUGACCAUCACGGACAACGGGGCCGGAUACGCCUUCAUCAAGAGAAUCAAGGAAGGCAGCAUCAUCAACAGGAUCGAGGCAGUGUGCGUGGGAGACAGCAUCGAGGCCAUCAACGACCACUCCAUUGUGGGCUGCCGGCACUACGAGGUGGCCAAAAUGCUGCGGGAGCUGCCCAAGUCCCAGCCCUUCACCCUGCGCCUGGUGCAGCCCCGAAGAGCCUUCGACAUGAUUGGCCAGAGAAAUAGAAGCAGCAAGUGUCCCGUGGAAGCCAAAGUGAGCAGCGGGAGAGAGACACUGCGCCUGCGCUCUGGGGGCGCUGCUACCGUGGAGGAAGCGCCCAACGACUUGGAGGUGGCGGCGGCGCGCAGGGUGGACGACCUGCUGGAGAGCUACAUGGGCAUCCGGGACCCCGAGCUGGCAGCUGCAGUGGUGGAGACUGCCCGGAGCGCAGAGGGAGCCCAGGCCUUCGCGCGCGGCCUGGACGCCAUUCUGGGCGAGUUCGCCUUCCCGGACGAGUUCGUGGUAGAGGUGUGGGCAGCCAUCGGCGAGGCCCAGGACGCCUGUGGCUAGCAUGUGCGGGGAUCCGAAGCCCUGGGCCCAGCCCCCUGCCGCAACGCCGCUCCAGGACCCAGGACAGCCCUGAAACCCGGGCUGGUUCUAGAACCCGGCCCAGUUCUGGAACCCAGGCCCACCCCAAGACCCAACCUGGCUCUCGAACCAAACCCAGUUCUGUAACCCAGGUCAGGCCUGGGGC